Molecule: messenger RNA, 1182 nt
Organism: Anopheles funestus (African malaria mosquito)
Lineage: Eukaryota; Metazoa; Arthropoda; Insecta; Diptera; Culicidae
Exons: 2
Coding region: 472-1086 (204 amino acids)
Source: RefSeq, a predicted model, not a curated record
GUGGCUCGUCCGAUCCACAAGAAAGGAGCGUAGUAUAAAAACCCAUCCGGACUGUCCCCUGUAGAAAGGACUGACUAAGUAAAAAAUAGUCGACAUGACCUUAGAGGUCGUUAAGCCAAGAAGAAUGUUAUACCUAAAGAUGCUAAAGAUUUAUGCAUUAAAGAAAACAAAUUCGAAUGUAAAGUCGGUGAACUGCAUAGAACCCUUAAACGCUUGUCGAUAAGAAUCUUAAGAGAAACAAUUGCUGUGCCUUGGGUUUAAGAUUCACACUGUAGAAUUGGAAGCAACAGUUUAAACGAUCGUUUAGUCGUCACCACGAAUGUGAUCCAAGUCAACGAGCUAGAAUCGCAAAGCAAUAAAUAUCGGUCGCAGUAUGCCUGAAGAUUCAAUUUAAUUUUGAGUUUUGGAAAAGCAGAUAGCAGUGGUUGGAACGGUAAGAACUUGCUGUUGGAUUCCCGGUAUCAAUUGACAAUGUUCGAGGAUCUUGAAGUCGACAUGCCGAAUACGAAGAUAACCAAUCAGUCCGAUGGAGACGCAUCGCCGACUCCUUCGAACUACGAAAGGGAAAAGCUUCACAUGGAGGAGGCCUACAUUUUCGAAAUCGCGCAUAUACGAGCAAUGGUGGAAGAGUUUAGGGGCGACAAUACGAUUCGUGUUCAUGCUUGGAUCGAGAAGCUGGAGCAAGUAUUUCGUGCGCUGAAACUGAACAAAUCGCAGCAAUUGAUUGCUGCGUGUUAUUUAUUAACCGGAACUGCAUGUAUUUUUCGUCGCACCUGUCACUUUAAAGAUUACGACGAUUUGAAAGCGAAAUUGCUGGAAGAAUUUCAAGGUCAGGAAUGCAACGACCAAGAUAUUAUUAGGGAGCUUCUGAGAAAAAGGUUGCAGGGUGAAGACGUUUCGCAUUAUGUAAGGGAGAUGAUUGAAAUGGCCAACGGUUGCAAUAUUGCGGAAGUUGAUUUGGUCGACAUUAUCAUUGAUGGCUUAGAAGAUAAUUCUAGCCUCGUAGUAAUGCUGUACGGAGCAAAAACAAUCGCCGAGUUGAAGAGUCUUCUACCCAGAUACAAAAAAAGACGUUUCUAUUCUUGAACAGUAGGAUAAUUUCUUAUAAGCGGUAGCUUCAUACUCAUAGAAGGUCAAAAGAUAUGGGUUUUCAAUAAAUAUAUAUGGAGAUUGAUUAGAAAA